AAAUGAAUUCCUGGAAUGACUCAAACUCAAACUCAUAGCGAUCCUCACUUUGCUCUCUUUCAGGUGAUUGAUAUUGAUCCCUUCUGGCUGCCCACAACCGAGGAAGAACUCAUGCAUUUCGGCGAGAAGGCCGACUCCGCGAAUCGGGCCAAAGUCUACAUGGACAGUGUGCGACGUCGCAAGGGUCUCUUCGUGGAUGAGCAGGUGGUGGAGCAUGCCGAGAAACAGCGCACGCUCUCCAAGAACAAGUAGACAGUGAGGCUAAGAUACCAACAACAUACAUUGUAUUGUUGCUAGAUGUCAUCAACGGUUGUUGAUUUUGGAUUAAAUGAUUGCGAUUUAUCAUUCCCUGGCAUGAGAUAUCAUCAGCGUUGCUAAAAAAAAAUUAAAUAAACUGUUAACUGAUAUUUAAUAAAAA
Drosophila innubila is the source of this 418-nucleotide messenger RNA. RefSeq names its product elongation factor-like GTPase 1. NCBI's taxonomy places the organism in Eukaryota, Metazoa, Arthropoda, Insecta, Diptera, Drosophilidae. The record is from RefSeq and is a predicted model, not a curated record. The transcript is spliced from 2 exons. Bases 16 to 252 code for a protein of 78 amino acids.